AUGGUUACGUUGGCUGGACACGCGGACGCAGUUGUGGGUGCAGUAUGGCUACCAAAUUCUCCAAAAGAAGUUGCAACAGUUUCAUGGGAUCAUAAAAUAUCCAUUUGGGAUCUCGAGCUUGCAGGUUAUCGCGUUUUUCAUUAG
Molecule: messenger RNA, 144 nt
Organism: Gongylonema pulchrum
Lineage: Eukaryota; Metazoa; Nematoda; Chromadorea; Rhabditida; Gongylonematidae
Source: the annotation of a GenBank genome assembly